Canis lupus familiaris (dog) is the source of this 878-nucleotide messenger RNA. Its product is annotated as regenerating islet-derived protein 4-like. NCBI's taxonomy places the organism in Eukaryota, Metazoa, Chordata, Mammalia, Carnivora, Canidae. The coding region runs from base 276 to 752 and encodes 158 amino acids. The transcript is spliced from 6 exons. The record is from RefSeq and is a predicted model, not a curated record. Gene Ontology annotation, molecular function: signaling receptor activity; mannan binding.
AUUAAAACAAAGGUCAUAUAAUUCUGGAAGCAAGAAGAUAUAAGAACUCAGGAAACUCCCUGGGAUCUCUCAGGACACCAAAGAAGACAGGGGUCUUCAAAGCCUUGAGGGCCAUUCAGGUGAUUUGGCAUCUAAAUUCCUGGGUCCGUUUCACCCACUGUGCUCAGAUUGCAGAUCCAGGUGAAUCCAAGAACUUCAAGGGAAAAACUCACAGAUAUCUGAGACCCCUAUAGUAGAGGUUUCUGAAGCAUUUCUGCUGUCCAGGGAAGAGGACGAUGGCUCCCAAAAGCAUGUGGCUGCUCCUACUGCUGAGCUGCAUAGCCAGCACUGACGUCCUGGGUAACAUCAUCAUGAGACCCAGCUGUGCUCCUGGAUGGUUUUAUUACAAGUCUAAUUGCUAUGGAUACUUCCGGAAGCUGAGGAACUGGUCUGAGGCUGAGCUCGAGUGUCAGUUGUAUGGAAACGGAGCCCACCUGGCAUCUCUCCAGAAUAUAAAGGAAGCCAACAUGGUAGCAAAGUACAUAACUGGCUUCCAAAGAAACCAGCCUGUGUGGAUAGGCCUGCAUGACCCACAAAAGAGGCAGAAGUGGCAGUGGAUCGAUGGGGCCUUUUAUUUAUAUAAAAGAUGGUCUGGUGAGUCCAUGGGCAAGAACAUGUACUGUGCGGACAUAAGCGCCAGGAACAAUUUUUUAACUUGGGAGAGCAAUGAUUGCAGCAAGCAGCAGCAUUUCCUGUGCAAAUACCGACCGUAGAGCGUGCAUCGAGGCUGUGCCCACCCCUCGCAAGCCCCUGUCCUCUUCCCUCUGUGCAUGCUGGCUGCAUUUGACCAUGAUCUCAGAGUAAACAUGGCAACAGAGGCUGAUGAGGCCCUUACUGCA